Molecule: messenger RNA, 2071 nt
Organism: Odobenus rosmarus divergens (Pacific walrus)
Lineage: Eukaryota; Metazoa; Chordata; Mammalia; Carnivora; Odobenidae
Gene: AMFR
Product: autocrine motility factor receptor, E3 ubiquitin protein ligase
Exons: 14
Coding region: 84-2015 (643 amino acids)
Biological process (GO): endoplasmic reticulum unfolded protein response; protein K48-linked ubiquitination; ubiquitin-dependent protein catabolic process
Cellular component (GO): ubiquitin ligase complex; endoplasmic reticulum; cytosol
Molecular function (GO): ubiquitin protein ligase activity; ubiquitin binding
Source: RefSeq, a predicted model, not a curated record
CCGAGGGCGUCGUUCGCGAGGCCGCCGCGGGAGCCCGGCCGCAGCGCGGGGAGGCCUGGGGCCUGGAGGCCGCCGCUGCCGCCAUGCCGCUGCUCUUCCUGGAGCGCUUCCCCUGGCCCAGCCUCCGCACUUACACGGGCCUCAGCGGCCUGGCCCUGCUCGGCACCAUCGUCAGCGCCUACCGCGCCCUCAGCCAGCCCGAGGCCGGGCCCGGGGACCCGGAGCGGCCAACGGCCCCGGUGCAGACGGAGCCGGCCGUGCCCGCUCGGCCCAGCGCCGGCGGUCCCCGGGCCCGCGACGUGGCCCAGUACCUGCUCUCGGACAGCCUGUUCGUGUGGGUUCUAGUAAAUACUGCAUGCUGUGUUUUGAUGUUGGUGGCUAAGCUAAUCCAGUGUAUUGUGUUUGGCCCUCUUCGAGUGAGUGAGAGGCAGCACCUCAAAGACAAGUUCUGGAAUUUUAUUUUCUACAAGUUCAUUUUCAUUUUUGGUGUGCUGAAUGUGCAGACGGUGGAAGAGGUGGUCAUGUGGUGCCUCUGGUUUGCUGGACUUGUAUUUCUACAUCUGAUGGUUCAGCUCUGCAAGGACCGAUUUGAAUAUCUUUCCUUUUCUCCCACCACACCCAUGAGUAGCCACGGGCGAGUUUUGUCUCUGUUGAUCGCAAUGCUGCUUUCUUGCUGUGGAUUGGCAGUCGUCUGCUGUGUCACAGGCUACACCCACGGGAUGCAUACGCUGGCUUUCAUGGCAGCAGAGUCUCUUCUUGUGACAGUGAGGACUGCUCAUGUGAUUUUACGAUAUGUAAUUCACCUCUGGGACCUCAACCAUGAAGGGACGUGGGAGGGAAAAGGAACCUAUGUCUAUUACACAGAUUUUGUCAUGGAGCUCACUCUCUUGUCCCUGGACCUCAUGCACCAUAUUCACAUGUUGUUAUUUGGCAACAUCUGGUUAUCCAUGGCCAGCUUGGUCAUCUUCAUGCAGCUGCGCUACCUAUUCCACGAAGUGCAGCGUCGGAUCCGCCGGCACAAGAACUACUUGCGUGUGGUUGGCAACAUGGAGGCCAGGUUUGCCGUAGCAACUCCGGAGGAGCUGGCUGUCAACAAUGAUGACUGUGCCAUCUGCUGGGACUCCAUGCAGGCUGCGAGGAAACUGCCCUGCGGACAUCUUUUCCACAACUCCUGCCUUCGUUCCUGGCUAGAACAAGACACCUCCUGCCCAACAUGCAGAAUGUCUCUUAAUAUUGCUGACAAUAACCGGGUCCGGGAGGACCAGCAAGGAGACAACUUGGAUGAGAACUUGGUGCCUGUAGCAGCCGCCGAAGGCCGACCUCGCCUGAACCAGCACAAUCACUUCUUCCACUUUGAUGGGUCCCGGAUCGCCAGUUGGCUGCCGAGUUUUUCAGUCGAAGUGAUGCACACCACCAACAUUCUUGGCAUUACACAGGCCAGCAACUCGCAGCUGAAUGCAAUGGCUCAUCAGAUUCAAGAAAUGUUUCCCCAGGUUCCAUACCACCUUGUGCUGCAGGACCUCCAGCUGACACGCUCGGUAGAAAUAACAACAGAUAACAUUUUAGAAGGACGGAUUCAAGUACCUUUUCCCACACAGCGCCCAGAUGGCAUCAGGCCUGCAUUGAACAGUCCUGUGGAAAGGCCAAACGGAGACCAGGAGGAGGGAGAAGCUUCUGUGCAGACUGAGCGUGUGCCGCUAGACCUCAGUCCCCGGCUGGAGGAGGCCUUGGAUUUCAGUGAGGUGGAGGUGGAGCCCAGUGAGGGGGAAGACUUUGAGGCCCGGGGCAGCCGCUUCUCCAAGUCUGCGGACGAGAGGCAGCGCAUGCUGGUCCAGCGUAAGGAUGACCUCCUGCAGCAGGCGCGCAAGCGUUUCCUGAACAGAAGUUCUGAAGUCGACUCAGCCUCCGAGAGCUGCCUCCCGUCAGAGGGCACGACCUCUGACCCCGUGACCCUGCGUCGGAGGAUGCUGGCUGCGGCCGCCGAGCGGAGGCUCCAGAAGCAACAGACCUCCUAGCGCUCGCUCGCCGCCCCGCCAUGGCCUCCGGCAGCACUGCUGCCCAGGCCCGGCCC